AUGGCCUUUGCCUCCGUCCUCCGCACCGCAACCCCCCGCCUCGCCGUCCGUGCGGCUCCCCAGCUCGCCCGCGCUUCUGCACGCCGCGCAUUCGCGUCCGAGGCAUCGUCGGCGCCCAAGGGCAACGGCGGAAGCAACAACGGCCUCCUCUUCGGUCUCCUCGGUGCCGGCGCACUCGGAGGCGGACUGUACCUCUACACCCGCGACUCGUCAGACAACCGCAGCGUCAAGGACGCAGCGAGCCCGCAGCAGGUCGACUACCAGAAGGUCUACAACGCGAUCGCCGACAUCCUCGAGGACGAGAACUACGACGACGGCUCGUACGGACCUGUCCUCGUUCGUCUCGCCUGGCACGCGUCGGGCACGUACGACAAGGAGUCUGGAAACGGCGGAUCGAACGGCGCGACGAUGCGUUUCGCGCCCGAGGCGAACCACGGCGCCAACGCGGGUCUUGAGCACGCCCGCAACCGGCUCGAGAUCGUCAAGAAGAAGUUCCCCGAGAUCACCUACUCCGACCUCUGGACCCUCGCCGGUGUCUGCGCCAUCCAGGAGAUGGGCGGCCCCUACAUCCCUUGGCGCGCAGGCCGCAAGGACGGCAACGUCGAGAAUUGCACGCCCGACGGCCGCCUCCCCGACGGCGACAAGGGCGCCGACCACGUCCGCAAGAUCUUCUACCGCAUGGGCUUCAACGACCAGGAGAUUGUCGCGCUCUCGGGCGCGCACGCGCUCGGAAGGUGCCAUGUUGACCGCUCUGGAUUCGAUGGGCCUUGGCAGUACGCGCCGACUACCUUCUCGAACGAGUACUACCGCCUGCUCGAGGACGAGAAAUGGCAGGAGCGCAAGUGGAAGGGUCCUCCUCAGUUCGAGAACAAGUCCGACAAGUCGCUCAUGAUGCUCCGCACCGACAUGGCGCUCAUGACCGACAAGGGAUUCCGUCAGUACACCGACAAGUACGCCAAGGACGAGAACGCCUUCUUCUCCGACUUCUCCAAGGCUUUCUCCAAGCUCAUCCACCUCGGCGUCCCGACCGCUCAGUUGUCCGAGCCUGUCCCGCUCAAGAAGAUCGAGGACCAGGCGCCGGCGUCGGCGUAA
Molecule: messenger RNA, 1092 nt
Organism: Rhodotorula toruloides NP11
Lineage: Eukaryota; Fungi; Basidiomycota; Microbotryomycetes; Sporidiobolales; Sporidiobolaceae
Product: cytochrome-c peroxidase
Exons: 7
Coding region: 1-1092 (363 amino acids)
Biological process (GO): response to reactive oxygen species; cellular response to oxidative stress; hydrogen peroxide catabolic process
Molecular function (GO): peroxidase activity; heme binding
Source: RefSeq, a predicted model, not a curated record